Molecule: messenger RNA, 2069 nt
Organism: Aplysia californica (California sea hare)
Lineage: Eukaryota; Metazoa; Mollusca; Gastropoda; Aplysiida; Aplysiidae
Product: angiopoietin-1
Source: RefSeq, a predicted model, not a curated record
AGACUGCCACGGCUACUAUCAACGGGGAUUCAUGAAGUCUGAUGUAUACGUCAUCCACCCUAACCUGGUGACGCAAUCAGUUCGUGCGUUCUGCGUCAUGGAAAUGUGGGAGCCGGAAGUAAGCAACGACCCACCUUCUGCAUUGAACAUUGCACGAGGUGACGUCACGCAAAGGCAAGGGCGUAGCAGCAACAAGGACGAUGACGAGCGAUCCAACAGAGACGACAACGACGAUGAAGAUGACGAGGAUGGCAACAACAAAGAAAGAGGUGCUGGUGUGGGCAGAGGCAGCAGGAGAGACUACGCCGCCGAGGUAUUCGCCUACGACCAAAGCUACGUCGGCGGCUGGACCGUAAUACAGCGGCGCGACGCGGGGCGCGUCAACUUCACGCGCUCGUUCGCGGAAUACGAACGCGGGUUCGGAGACCCUGCAGGCGAGCACUGGCUCGGAAACGAAGUCAUUCACCUUCUCACCCUCCAGGAUGACUGCGAGCUGCGUGUGCUCAUGCGUGACGUGUUCUCCGGCGUCUGGGAGGCGCGUUACUCCAAGUUCAAGGUCGCCUCAAAGGCGGAUAACUACCGGCUGCACGUGGGCGGUUACCAUGGCAACGCCAGCGACGGUCUGAGCUACUCGGACAAAAUGGCGUUCAGCGCCGUGGACGCUGAUAACGACGCCAGUUCGUCGCACUGCGCGCUGUAUAACGGCGGCGCUUGGUGGUACAGCCACUGUCAUGUGAGCAAUCUCAACGGACCCUUCGAUGUCGGGAUGGUGUGGUUUAACCGCGCCUGGCAGGAUUGGCUGCAGAUGAAGACAACGGUUAUGAUGAUCCGGCCCCGUCACCACAGCCUGGACGCUUUCAGUGUACCCGAACCAGCGGAAACUUGAGAAGCAGCGACUUUACAGGUGUAGCCGUUACGCGCUUUGUUGUCGCUAGCUAAAGACGCGAGUUCCAUUUCAGAAGUGGGAAGAAUGUUUUAUCGAGCACAGGUGUCUCUGUCUGUUCUGUCUGCUGGGACAUUUUAUCGCCCUCAGCUCGCGUUGGCCAUGACAGGCAGGGUCGAAGCAUCUCGCCCCCUAAAUGUUCUUAAUUAAUGGUGUCGAUGUGGGUGUAUUAAAACAAAAGAUUAUUUGAGCUACUUUGUAUUAGAUUAUUCUUUAGAAACUUGUAAGACAUUUCCACUCUGACCCCACAAGGAACAGAUGUUACUGUCUAUCCAUUCUUUAUCGCAAGUUUGUGGGCUGGUUCGUUCAACUUUGGUUUCGAACCGGAUCACUCAGAAAACGUUUGUCUCUGACUUCACACCCCUACCAUCCAGGAAACGAGCUUAUAAAUAUAGCAGACUGGAAGUGAAGUCCGGCCGGGUUGUUUCGCAACCUGCAAUGACUUAACACACGUGUAAAGUGCAACGUUCAAAUUCUCUUGCUUCAACAUACUUCUGGAGAAGUGACUUCGUGGGAACCUAAAGAGGACGCCAUUAUUCAACUUUAUCACGCCAUUCUUGCCCUGUGUACUAGGGUUACUUCCUCUUAGUUCUUUCUAUUGGAAAAAGAUACUGAAAAUAUGUCAUAAUAAUAUAAGAACGGUAAGAAGUUGGAUGAGAUCGUUGUGAUUUUCGAACAAUGGGAGAUGGUUGAUAUCAACUGUUUUAAUGGAGGAUUCAAAGAAGUGUGCUCAAGAACACAUAAAACAAUUUGAAUGAAUAGAAGUGUACCACGGUGUUUGUUCAGGAAAAGAGAGGCAUUGGGUAGAGUAAGAGAAGGUGUACAGAGUGACAGAAGAGAUGAAGCCUCUUUGCCUCCACCCCUCUCCCCCCCUUCCACAAGAAGAUUUGGUGACUUUAAAAAGUGUUAUAACUUUCUGUCUCCCAGAGGCAGUUGUACCUUGAAGGAGUACCCGAUCAAACUGAUUUUCGUUUACGACUACGAGCAUUUAUAAUAUAAUAAUAUUUCAUAUGUCUACUGGAAUAUACGUUGAGGCAGAGCGAACUAUUGCCGUCAUCCCCUGCACACACACAAACACACACACACACACACACACUCACACACACACACACACACACACACACAC